Lottia gigantea (owl limpet) is the source of this 903-nucleotide messenger RNA. RefSeq lists its product as hypothetical. Bases 1 to 903 code for a protein of 300 amino acids. The record is from RefSeq and is a predicted model, not a curated record. Lineage: Eukaryota; Metazoa; Mollusca; Gastropoda; Lottiidae. The transcript has 3 exons.
AUGCGAAAUAAAAGAUUAGAAAACAAAAAGGCAAUGGUUUUAAAAUUAUUGGAUAAAAAUGUCAAUGGUAAUUGCUUAAAAAUUCCUAAAACUUAUUUCGGUUCUGACAUUCAAAAAUCAUUAGGUUCUCUUCUUGGAUUUCCAUGGGCAAAAUACCCCGGAGAAAAACAUCUUCUGGGUCAUAAUUAUACUGGUCCAGAUGAUAAGAUUAAAAAACAAAAAAUAGAUCUUAAACAAUUAAUAGAUAAUAUUAAACCAGAUAUAAGUGAAGAAAAAUUAACUGAAUUAGAAACCAAACUCAAUGAUAAUAGUGAAAUAGAUGCGAUUAAACAUCAACUUCUAAAUGUAGUAGAUAAAACUCAAUUACAAAAUGUAAAAUCAUUAAUAUCUAAUUUAAAUGAUAAGGUUACAAAGCUAAAAAUAAAUCUUAAGCAGUUAAUAGAUAAUAUUAAACCAGGCAUAAGUGAAGAAAAAUUAACUGAAUUAGAAACCAAACUCAAUGAUAAUAGUGAAAUAGAUGCUAUUAAACAACAACUUCUAAAUGUAGUAGAUAAAACUCAGUUACAAAGUUUAAGUUCAUUAAUAUCUAAUUUAAAUGAUAAGAUUAAAAAACAAAAAAUAGAUCUUAAACAAUUAAUAGAUAAUAUUAAACCAGGUAUAAGUGAAGACAAAUGGCAACAGCAAUCAACUGCUCUAGAAACUAAAUUUAAAACUGAAUUACAAAAAGAAGUAACAAAUAUUAAUCAACUGAUACAAAAUAUUUAUGAUAGUGAGAUUCAACAACAGAUAACUACUAUUAAUAACGAAGUUUUAAAACAGGGAAAAAAUAUAGCCGCAUUAGAAAAACAUAUCAAGGAAAAUAAACAAUCAUAUUAUUUCAAUCUUCCGUGUGAGAAAUACUGA